Messenger RNA from Musa acuminata AAA Group (dessert banana), 1065 nucleotides. RefSeq lists its product as uncharacterized. Lineage: Eukaryota; Viridiplantae; Streptophyta; Magnoliopsida; Zingiberales; Musaceae. The record is from RefSeq and is a predicted model, not a curated record. The coding region runs from base 74 to 940 and encodes 288 amino acids. The transcript is spliced from 3 exons.
ACGGCAUCGCAGUGCCGAGUUGAUCCCAGAGAAAGAGGGCAAAACGAGCUCGGCGAGGCAGCUGAGGGUUUCGAUGGGCUUGGUGGAGGCGAUGGAUGGUCGGAUGAGCCUGUCGGACACGGUGUUCAGCUUCUUGGAGGAAGGAGAAGGAGGAGGAGGAUCCGGCGCCGGUACCGAAGAGAGCCCGGACGGCAGCUGCCGCGGCGGCGGGGAUGGCUUCGACAGCGGCGACGAGGGGACGAGCGACGGCGCCGUGGAGAACAAGGCUUUUUGGGAGUCACAGCAGCAGCUUCUACGAGAAGCCCUUUCUCGGACCAGCUCCACGGAGGUGAAGCUACUGCAGCGCACAAACGACGCCGUAAACAAGAUGCGGGCCGAGGGCGUCGUCUGUACUUGCUCGAGUAGCACGGCGAAGGAAUGCCGGAACUGCGCACUAGUGUUCGUCGCGGAGCAGCUCCACCGUCUCGGAUACAACAGCGCCUUGUGCAAGUCCAAAUGGAGGAGAUCGCCGGACAUCCCUUCAGGGGAGCACCGGUACGUCGAUGUGGUGAUGGAAACGAAGAGCGGGAAGAAGGGCCCCGUCAGGCUGGUGAUAGAGCUACGCUUCCGAGCGGAAUUCGAGAUGGCAAGAGGCAGCCAGGAGUACAACUGCCUGGUGAGCUGCCUCCCGGAGGUGUUCGUGGGCAAGCCGGAGAAGCUGCGCGGCGUCAUCAAGGUCAUGUGCGCCGCCGCCAAGAAGUGCAUGAAGGACAACAAGAUGCACAUGGCCCCGUGGAGGAAGCACAAGUACAUGCAGUCCAAGUGGCUGGGGACGCCGGAGAGGACGGGCCCGGUCAUGUCCUUCCCGGCCGCCGUUGUUGUUCCGGAUCACCCACAGCCCAAGCUCAGGGCUUCCAUGUUGACCUUCGACUUGCACCGCACCGCCGUGGAAGUCGUCUGAAUCGGAGACUCGACACCGUUUCCGAGCUUGAAACCUCCACCUGGUCUUCAGUUUUGGCACACCUAAUUAAGAGUGUAAUGUCGCCUGUAAACUAUCAUCCUUGAAUCAUACGAGUAUUGUAGAAA